AUGGAAACGAGACACCACAAGAAGCAACCGAUCGCUUCGCCGAAUCACUGCUCAGGUAUUAAAUUUCCCGUAGCUGAAUUUGGCCAGCUCAAUCUAGAGAUUUUUCUCAGGCGUUGGGGCGUUGGUAAUAAGGGCUGCCACGAUGGCAUCGUCUUGGCUUUCGUCAAAAACCUGAAAACUGUCAGCCUAGCCACUCGAGGUAUGUUUGAAGUGCACUGGAGACCUACUAAACUUCGAAAGCUAUUGACUAAACAGAAAAUGUGGACACCCGCGUUGCAAGCGCUCUUUUCAAGACACACGUACAACGUUCAAUGA
Molecule: messenger RNA, 315 nt
Organism: Eimeria necatrix
Lineage: Eukaryota; Apicomplexa; Conoidasida; Eucoccidiorida; Eimeriidae
Exons: 1
Coding region: 1-315 (104 amino acids)
Source: RefSeq, a predicted model, not a curated record